Molecule: messenger RNA, 3927 nt
Organism: Eruca vesicaria subsp. sativa (arugula)
Lineage: Eukaryota; Viridiplantae; Streptophyta; Magnoliopsida; Brassicales; Brassicaceae
Source: the annotation of a GenBank genome assembly
AUGGAAGCUGAAACUGUUGUGAAUGUGGUGAGACCUCAGCAAGGGCUCAUCCAGCGAGUGGUUCCUGCUUUGUUACCUGUCCUUUUGGUCUCUGUUGGAUAUAUUGAUCCUGGAAAAUGGGUUGCAAAUAUUGAAGGAGGUGCCCGUUUUGGGUAUGACUUGGUCGCUGUUACUCUGCUCUUGAAUUUAGCUGCCAUCUUGUGUCAGUAUGUGGCGGCUCGAAUAAGCGUUGCAACUGGUAGAAACUUAGCGCAGAUCUGCAAUGAAGAAUAUGAUAAGUGGACGUGCAUGUUCUUGGGCGUUCAGGCGGAAUUCUCUGCAAUUCUACUCGACCUUACCAUGGUUUUGGGUGUUGCACAUGCACUUAACCUUCUCUUAGGGGUAGACUUAUCCACUGGAGUGUUUUUAGCCGCCAUGGAUGCAUUUUUCUUCCCUGUUUUCGCCUCUUUCCUUGAAAAUGGGAUGGCAAAUACAGUAUCCAUUUGCUCAGCAGGCCUGGUUUUAUUUCUAUAUGUUUCUGGUGUCUUGCUGAGUCAGUCGGAGAUCCCAUUCUCUAUGAACGGGGUGUUAACUCGCUUAAAUGGAGAAAGCACAUUCGCACUGAUGGGUCUUCUUGGAGCAAGCGUCGCCCCUCACAAUUUUUAUAUCCAUUCUUAUUUUGCUGGGGGAAGUACAUCUUCGUCUGAUGCCGACAAGAGCAGCUUGUGUCAAGACCAUUUGUUCGCCAUCUUUAGUGUCUUCAGCGGAAUUUCAGUUGUGAAUUAUGUACUGAUGAAUGCAGCAGCAAAUGUGUUCCACAGUACUGGCCUUGUGGUACUGACAUUUCAGGACGCCAUGUCACUGAUGGAGCAGGUAUUUGGAAGUCCACUCAUUCCGUUGGUCUUUUUGAUGCUCUUGUUCUUCUCUAGUCAAAUUACGGCACUAGCUUGGGCUUUCGGUGGAGAAGUUGUCCUGCAUGACUUCCUGAAGAUAGAAAUACCUAGUUGGCUUCAUCGUGCUACAAUCAGAAUUCUUGCAGUUGCCCCUGCCCUUUAUUGUGUGUGGACAUGUGGUGCAGACGGUAUAUACCAGCUACUUAUAUUCACCCAGAUCCUCGUGGCGAUGAUGCUGCCGUCCGCUGUAAUACCGCUGUUCCGCAUUGCCUCGUCCAGGCAAAUAAUGGGUGUCCAUAAAAUUUCACAGGUUGGCGAGUUCCUUGCACUUGCAACGCUUUUGGGGUUUCUGGGUUUGAAUGUCGUUUUCGUUGUGGAAAUGGUAUUUGGGAACAGUGACUGGGCUGGCGGGUUGAGAUGGAACACCUUGACUGGCACCUCUGUUCAGUACACCACUUUGCUUGUAUCGUCUUGUUCAUCCUUAUGCCUGAUGCUCUGGCUUGCAGCUACGCCGCUGAAAUCUGCCAGUAACAUAGUAGACGCUCAAAUAUGGAACAUGGAUGUUCAAAAUGCUUUAUCUUAUCCAUCUGUUCAAGAAGAGGAAACUGGAAAGCUUGAAACAAGGCAGGAUGAAGAAGAACCGGCAGUGCAGCUGGAAAACCGGGUAAAAGAUCAAUUAGAUACUACUUCUGUCACUAGCUCAGUCUAUGAUUUGCCAGAUAAUAUUCUAAUGACGGAUCAAAAAAUCCGUUCGUGUCCUCUAGAGGAAAGCAAGUUGGACGUGAAAGUCUCCGCCUCUCAAGUUACUAGUUUUGGGGAAAUUUCAGAUGUGAAGGAACAGACAGUUUUGCAGUCAACGGUGACCAAUGAGGUUACUGAUGAUAAGGAUUUGGUUGUUGAAACAAAGAUGGCAAAGAUUGAACCGAUGAGUCCUGUGGAGAAGACUGUUAGCAUGGAGAAUAAUAUCAAGUUCAUUGCAAAGGACGUUGAAGGAGUUUCAUGGGAAACAGAAGAAGCUACCAAAGCUGCCCCUGCACUCAACUUUGCUGUUGUAUCUGAUGGUCCACCUUCAUUCCGCAGCCUAAGAAGCGAGGAAGGGGGAAGUGGUGCCGGAAGCCUUUCCCGGUUGCAAGGUUUAGGUCGUGCUGCUCGACGACACUUGUCUGCGAUUCUUGAUGAGUUUUGGGGACAUUUAUAUGAUUUUCAUGGGCAAUUAGUUGCUGAAGCCAGGGCAAAGAAACUAGAUCAGUUGUUUGGCGCUGAUCAAAAGUCACCCUCGCCUGUGAAAGUGGACUCUUUUGUAAGGGACACUAGCAGUGGAUAUUGCAUGUCACCAACAGCAAAGGGAUUGGAAUCACAGAUGAAUUCGAGUUUGUAUGAUUCAAUGAAACAGCAGCAGAGGACACCUGGAAGUAUCGAUUCUUUAUAUGGACUACAAAGAGGUUCAUCACCAUCGUCAUCACCGUUGGUCAACCGUAUGCAGAUGAUGUCUGCAUACGGUAACACUGCCAAUAAUAAUGCUUAUGAAUUGAGUGAGAGAAGGUACUCUAGCCUGCGUGCUCCAUCAUCUUCAGAGAGUCGGGAACACCAACAACCAGCUACGAUUCAUGGAUACCAGAUUAAGUCCUAUGUUGACAGUUUGGCAAAAGAAAGGCUUGAAGCUUUACAGUCCCGAGGAGAGAUCCCAACAUCUCGACCUAUGGCCCUGGGUUCAUUGAGCUAUACACAGCAACUGGCUUUAGCCUUAAAACAGAAGUCCCAGAAUGGUCUAACCCCUGGACCAGCUCCUGGGUUUGAGAACUUUGCUGGGUCUAGAAACAUAUCGAGACAAUCUGAAAGAUCUUACUACGGUGUUCCAUCUUCUGGAAAUACCGAUUCUGUAAACGCCGUAGUUGCUAAUGAGAAGAAGUAUAGUAGCAUGCCAGAUAUAUCUGGAUUGUCUAUGUCAGCAAGGAACAUGCAUUCACCAAACAACAAGAGUGGAUACUGGGAUGCGGCAUCAACUGGAGGAGGAACAGGGUAUAGCGCUUCGUAUGUUCGGUUAAGCAAUGAAUCAUCAUCAUUAUAUUCUAAUUUGGGGUCAAGGGUUGGAGUAACCUCGGGUUAUGAAACCAUCUCUCAGUCAAGAGGAGGCUACAGAGAUGCCUAUGCUUCACCACAGAGUGCAACAACAGGGACUGGAUCGCUUUGGUCCAGACAGCCCUUUGAGCAGUUUGGUGUAGCAGAGAGGAACGGCGCUGUUGGUGAAGAAGUAAGAAAUAGAUCAAAUCCGAUAAAUAUAGACAACAACAACGCAUCCACUGUGGAUGCAGAGGCUAAGCUUCUUCAGUCGUUCAGGAACUGUAUACUAAAGCUUAUUAAACUGGAAGGAUCAGAAUGGUUGUUUGGGCAAAGCGAUGGAGUCGAUGAAGAACUGAUUGACAAAGUAGCUGCAAGAGAAAAGUUUAUCUAUGAAGCAGAAACGCGAGAAGCAAACCAAGUGGGUCACAUGGGCGAGCCUCAGGUUUCAUCAGUUCCUAACUGUGGAGAUGGUUGCGUUUGGAGAGCUGAUUUGAUUGUGAGCUUUGGUGUUUGGUGCAUUCACCGUGUCCUUGACCUGUCUCUCAUGGAGAGUCGUCCUGAGCUCUGGGGAAAAUACACUUACGUUCUCAACCGCCUUCAGGGAGUUAUAGACCCGGCGUUCUCAAAGCUGCGGACACCGAUGACACCGUGCUUCUGCCUUCAGAUUCCUGCGAGCCACCAGAGAGCGAGUCCGCCUUCAGCUUCAAACGGAAUGUUACCUCCGGCUGCAAGACCAGCCAAAGGCAAAUGCACAACAGCAGUCACACUUCUUGAACUAAUCAAAGACGUUGAAAUAUCAAUCUCUUGUAGGAAAGGCCGGACCGGUACAGCUGCUGGAGACGUGGCUUUCCCAAAGGGGAAAGAGAAUUUGGCUUCUGUACUGAAGCGGUAUAAGCGUCGGUUAUCGAAUAAACCAACCGGUAUGAAUCAGGAUGGACCUGGUUCGAGAAAGAACCUGAAUGCAGCAGCUUCUGUGUACGGAUCAAUGGGUUGA